UAAUUUAAACUGAGUGGAAAGUGGAUCACAGGAGAGACUCUGAGCCUGCGAGAGGACAGUCCGAUUUCAGCUUUAAUUACUGAUUAGUGGAACAACAGAGAACAGACACUAUGCCGAACAUGGAAAAACAGCUGUUUAACCUCAAGUUUGCAGCCAAAGAGCUGCAGAGAAAUUCCAAGAAAUGUGAUAAAGAGGAGAAGGUGGAGAAAGCCAAGGUGAAAAAGGCUAUUCAGAAGGGGAACGUGGAGGUUGCGCGGAUCCAUGCAGAAAAUGCCAUUCGCCAAAAGAACCAAUCAGUGAACUUCCUCAGGAUGAGCGCACGUGUCGAUGCUGUGGCUGCCAGAGUUCAGACCGCAGUUACCAUGAACCAGGUCACCAAAUCCAUGGCUGGGGUGGUGAAGGGCAUGGACUCUACACUGAAAUCCAUGAACUUAGAGAAGAUUUCAGCACUGAUGGAGAAGUUUGAGCGUCAGUUUGAGACGCUGGACGUGCAGACGGCUCAGAUGGAGGACACAAUGAGCAGCUCUACAACUCUCACCACGCCUCAGAGCCAAGUUGAAUCUCUGAUGAUGGAAAUGGCGGAUGAGGCAGGAUUGGAUCUGAACAUGGAGCUCCCCCAGGGACAGACCGGAUCAGUGGGUACCAGCGUAGCAUCUGCAGAACAGGAUGAGCUGUCACAGAGACUGGCCAAACUCAGAGACCAGGUCUAAGGAGAAAACCCUGCUGGUCUAGCCAGAAGAGGAGCAACGUGUGUGCGCGUUUGUGCACGUGUGUGCGUGUGUGUGUGUGAGUGUGUGCGUGUCUGCAUAACAUGGAUGAGAAUUUCUGUGCAGUUUACCAGAAGCCCCUCUGCGUUUUCUUGUUAUGGUCUUCCCAGAACUAGACGGUCUCUCUCCCUCUAUCUCUGGCUCUGUCUGCUUUUUAAACGUUUUCAGGGGUUUGUGGGUAAUGGUGAACACCAUGUCGCAGGGCUCUGGGAAACGGGACAACAUGUUUGUAUGUAACAUAUUUACUCCUCGGGAAGAUUUGCCUCAUAUUUUUAACCACACUUUUAUAAAACAACUUUACUGUACUGUAUUGUAAUAAAACUAAUGACAAAUUAUGAUGUAGAAGCACUACAGGUUGUAAAUAAAGAGUUUCUCUCUCUGUCUCUGUAUAAAAUGUUGCUGGAUUCAGAUUUUUUUUUUUUGGUGUGUGUUGUUCGGGUAUCUGUCCAAUAAUGCCAAAAAUCAUUUCUUUUUUACCGUCCUCUUCCCUCUGUCUCACCCCUCUCUCUUCCUCUCUGUCUUUAUCUGUCUGUUGAUUUGCUGGUUAGCCUUUUUUGCUCUUCUGUCAUAAUAAAGGUCUGUUUAUCAGAAAGCCCAUGUCUCACAGUGGCCGUGAUUACCAUUGAAGGUUUUAGGUUUUAUUUGAAUUCUCUGUUGUACAAUGUGCAGGGAAAAGACUAGUUUGGCUCCAGUACAGUCCCAGCUUUAACUGUUGUCAUACUGUUUUUCAGAC
Chanos chanos (milkfish) is the source of this 1500-nucleotide messenger RNA. It is a transcript of the gene chmp1b, whose product is annotated as charged multivesicular body protein 1B. The record is from RefSeq and is a predicted model, not a curated record. Bases 111 to 710 code for a protein of 199 amino acids. NCBI's taxonomy places the organism in Eukaryota, Metazoa, Chordata, Actinopteri, Gonorynchiformes, Chanidae. Gene Ontology annotation, biological process: vacuolar transport. The transcript is spliced from 8 exons.